Molecule: messenger RNA, 636 nt
Organism: Dentiscutata erythropus
Lineage: Eukaryota; Fungi; Glomeromycota; Glomeromycetes; Diversisporales; Gigasporaceae
Source: the annotation of a GenBank genome assembly
AUGGCAAAAAUAUACCAAAGCGAACCUGAACGUCAGCAAGUAUUUAAUGAAAAAAUUCGUGAACUAUUCGGUGAAGAAUUAAGAGUGAUUCAUCUAGAUGAUAAUUCUUCAAAUGAUAGAGUAUUGGAAUGUAACGUCUGUUCAAAAAGUGUGUUACACCUUGUUGUGAUAAAAAAUGAAAUUGGCACUGGUGGCUAUAAUCCAACUGUCCAGACCGAGGCUUUUUAUGCAAAACAUUAUACCCAAAAGAAAAAUGGGGAAAUGCUUCAAUGGUGCAACUGGCUAUCUUUUUUUUUAUGCCUGGUCGGACCUUGGGUAUGUAUUUUAGAAGCCGUAUAUGUUGAGAAACCUAUUAUAGAUCCUUUAACAGACUUCAUUCCUCUCAUUCCUACAAACGAUCGAGCCCACACAGAGCGAGUGGCAUGGCUUUUCAAAGCCUUGCACUUGGGAGUUAAUAGAUUAACAGAGUAUUAUGGAUCACUAGAUGUGUAUAUGGAUUCACAAAAUUCACAACAAUUUUUAUCCUAUUCGAAUCAAUACAAACAACAAGAUACAAUCGUGGAAUUUACAUAUGAGAGAAAACUUGUGGAUCAGCCCAACAAGCUUCUUUGGAAAGCUAUAACAAAAGAUAGAUAG